This is a messenger RNA of Cuscuta europaea, 2725 nucleotides long. The record is from the annotation of a GenBank genome assembly. Lineage: Eukaryota; Viridiplantae; Streptophyta; Magnoliopsida; Solanales; Convolvulaceae.
GUUGUAGUUAAUAUGUCUAUUCCUCUGCCUAUAAGAAGAAGACACCAAUUAUUCUCAUAUCAUAACAAACCCAACAGUAAGCAUUACUACUCGGAGUAAAAUAAAACCGAGUUGAAAGUGAGUAACCAAGAAAAGGACAUUACUCCCGAUUCAGAUCGAAACGUAAUUCCCAAACCCGCACCAAAUGCAUAUGCGCGCUGGCUGAAGUUGGAUUCAAGAAUACGGAAACCUUUCCUCGCUCGCGUCUUCACCAAACAAUACUCAAUUCAUUCACUCAUCUAACUUGUCGGUAGCUCCACGAACCACACACUUCAGGUGUUCGUCUUUUUGUCAGAGAGAACAAAGAAAAUGAUUGAGCUCAACGCAAGUCAAUGACGAAGUGAAGAAUCCAAGACUUGAAAUUUUCAGAAACUAAGCCACGGACGGGUGAAGAAUCCGCCGAAAUGUUGGUUCAAGAUCGGAACUCUUCGCCGCCGGAAUCUCCCCGGCAGUCGAGAUUUAUCAGAGAUAAAGCUGCUUCAUUGCCCCGAACUCGCUUUGCUGAAACCAAGAACCUCGAUUUCUCGGUGUGGGCUUCCGAGAAUCUGUAUAAAAUCCUCUCUUUUUCCCUCCUCAUUCUCACCGUCGUUGGCCUCUUUUACCUCCGCAAUUUCGCCGAUGUCACUUCUACCCUGCUCUGUAUGCAGACCGUCCAGACCAAAUCCAUUAAAACCGAGUUGCCUAAAAUUAACUGGAAGAACAUCCCUGCUAUCCGAGAUAACUCUUCUCCCUUCUCGAAUUUCCAGUCAGAGAAGUGGAUCGUUGUCUCUGUGUCACAUUAUCCUUCCGAUUCACUGGAGAAGCUCGUAAGGCUAAAAGGUUGGCAAGUCUUAGCUGUGGGGAAUUCAAAGACCCCUAAAGACUGGAGCCUUAAGGGUGCAAUUUACUUGUCUCUGGAGAUGCAAGCUCAGUUGGGGUUUAGAGUAGUGGAUUUUCUCCCUUAUGAUUCCUAUGUUAGAAAAACUGUUGGGUAUUUGUUUGCCAUACAGCAUGGUGCUAAAAAGAUAUUCGAUGUUGAUGAUCGCACUGAUGUGGUCGAUAAUGAUAUCGGUAAACACUUUGAUGUUGAAUUGGUUGGGGAGGCUUCAAGGCAAGAGGUCAUUUUGCAAUAUAGUCAUGACAAUCCCAAUAGAACUGUUGUCAACCCUUAUAUACAUUUUGGACAAAGGUCUGUUUGGCCAAGAGGUUUGCCCCUGGAGAAUGUUGGUGAUAUCGGGGAUGAGAAGUUCUACACUGAGGUAUUUAGUGGGAGACAGUUCAUUCAGCAGGGAAUUUCAAACGGUUUACCUGAUGUGGAUUCGAUUUUCUAUUUCACUCGGAAGUCAGGACUGGAACCUUUUGAUAUUAGGUUUGACGACCAUGCUCCUAAACUGGCAUUACCUCAAGGUAUAAUGGUUCCAGUUAACUCUUUCAAUACCAUUUUUCAAUCAUCAGCAUUUUGGGGUUUGAUGUUGCCAGUUUCAGUCAGUAGCAUGGCUUCUGACGUGUUAAGAGGGUAUUGGGCACAAAGAAUGUUGUGGGAAAUUGGUGGGUAUGUUGUGGUAUACCCUCCCACAAUAUACAGAUAUGAUAGAAUAGAGGCGUACCCUUUCUCGGAAGAGAAAGAUCUACAUGUGAACGUGGGUAAACUAAUUAAGUUCUUAAUAUCUUGGAGAUCACAUAAGAAUGGUUUAUUUGAGAAGAUUCUGGAGUUGAGUUAUGCAAUGACUGAAGAAGGGUUUUGGACAGAGAGAGACUUGGAGUUCACUGCUGCUUGGCUUCAAGAUUUGCUCGCUAUUGGUUACCAGCAGCCUCGACUGAUGUCUCUUGAAUUGGACCGACCAAGGGCAAAUAUUGGCCACGGCGACAAGAAAGAAUUUGUUCCUCAAAAGUUGCCAUCUGUUCAUCUUGGAGUUGAGGAAAUUGGGACUGUGAAUUAUGAAAUUGGAAACUUGAUUAAGUGGAGGAAGAACUUUGGAAAUAUUGUGCUUAUAAUGUUUUGUAGCGGGCCUGUUGAACGUACUGCUUUGGAAUGGAGAUUGCUGUAUGGAAGGAUAUUUAAGACAGUAAUUAUACUGUCGGGGCAGAAGAAUUCAGAGCUUGCUGUUGAAGAAGGACAGCUGGACUACAUUUACAGGUUUCUACCUACGAUGUUCGAUAGAUACACCAGUGCAGAAGGCUUUCUGUUUCUUCAGGAUGACACUAUCCUUAACUAUUGGAACUUGCUGCAAGCGGACAAGUCUAAGCUCUGGAUCACUAACCAGGUAUCGAAAUCUUGGACCUCUGCUUCAGUUGAUGGUAGUUCUGAAUGGCUAUCUAAGCAAGCCGGCCUGGUCAAGAAAACUGUAGACACAAUGCCAGUUCACUUUCAAGUCAACUACAAAGCAUCAGGGGAAAAUGACAGGAUCCUCACCCUAUGCGAAUCUGAGGUCUUCUACAUCCCUCGACCCUUUGUAACCGAUUUUACCGAUCUCGCGAAUCUAGUAGGAGAACUUGAAAUCCAUUACAAGGUUGCAAUACCUAUGUUCUUCAUGGCAAUGGACUCGAUGAAGAACUUCGACCCGGUGUUAAAUUCAAUGGUUUAUAAGGAAAACCAGCCUAACAAUUCAACAUUUUAUUCUGCUGAAGCGCCCGCAGUUCGGCCGUGGACAGUAUCUAGUGAGCAAGAGUUCAUUAAACUGAUAAAGGUUAUGUCGGCAGGUGACCC